GGGCUCCCCCCCUCCGGGUAGCGGCCCCGGGCCGGGCAGAGCAGGUGGCGGCUCGGCGGGGACGCGGCUCCCUCCCGGCCGGGCCGAUGGAGGCGCUGAGCCAGCGCUGCCCCCUGCCCGCCGCCCAGGGCUGCCCCCGGCCGGGCCGCGGCACGGUGCUGCUGGUGAUGACUCUGUCUUUACUGAUGUAUCCAGUGCUGAGAAGUCUUGCUCUCCACAUGCACGCUGCCGUCACUGGCAGCUACAUUUCUGGGACCCACUCCAUUGCCUUCAUCAACUGUCUCAAUGAGCAGAUUGCCAAGGAUAUUGCAAGGGGCAUCAUGGACAAGAGACUGGCUGCCUACGUGAACAUCCUGCCAAAGAGCUCGGCCUUGUAUUUCUGGAAAGGGGAACUGGAAGAAUCCACAGAAAUACUGCUGUUAGUGAAAACAAGGACAUCCAAAAUAGGUGAAUUGUCCAACUACAUCAGAUCCAUCCACCCCUUUGAAAUUCCUGAAGUCAUCAGUCUGCCUAUUGACCAAGGAAACCCUCUCUACCUCAAAUGGAUAGAAGAAAAUGUCCCACGGGAUUAAAGGAAAAGUGCAGAAACC
Molecule: messenger RNA, 590 nt
Organism: Cygnus atratus (black swan)
Lineage: Eukaryota; Metazoa; Chordata; Aves; Anseriformes; Anatidae
Gene: CUTA
Product: cutA divalent cation tolerance homolog
Exons: 6
Coding region: 87-572 (161 amino acids)
Biological process (GO): response to metal ion
Molecular function (GO): copper ion binding
Source: RefSeq, a predicted model, not a curated record